AUGGCCACAUCAAGCACCCUCACGCAAAUCGACAUGUGCAUGCAGGGCUUGGAUGAGGACACCAACUUCCAGCAGGCGCUGAAGACGGCGUAUGGCAAGCGUGCAGAUUUGAGGACCGCAUAUGGUGCUGCCGUGAGCGGUGGGGCGCCGAUGAGCCAGCGCCUGGCCACCGCAUCUGGCCGUGGCAUGACUGGGCGCGGCAUGACGGCACGUGGCAAGACGGGUCGCAUCUCCACCGCCCGUCUCACCACGGGAUACGCUGCAGAGGGGGAAGGCGGUGAGCCGCGCAAGAUCAAAGCUGUGGAGGCCGUGGGCUUUGUCAGCAGCAGAGGCAACAGCGCGCAGCCGUUUGACCCAUCGCGGUCUGUCGGGUCUGCGAAGCCGCUGGAGAAGGCGGAGGACAGCAGCGAGGAGGCGGCACUGCGCGUAUUGGAAGAUAAAGUGCAUCGCCUGCUCGAGGAAAGCGCAGAGGCAAUCGCACAGAAGGAUUUCCAAAAGGCGCUUGAGAAGGCAAAGGCCGCGGGGGUGCACGAGCGGGAGUUGACACGGAAGAAAGAGGCGCAACUCGGACCCGAACAGAUCAACCUCGACCUCACAUUCGCAGUGCUUGUGCAUCUUGCGUAUGUGCAGGAGCAGUGCGAGAUGUACCCCGAGGCCAUCAACACGCUGCUGGUGCUGGUGAAGAACAAGACGUUUGACCGCGCUGGGCGGCUGCGCGUGAACAUCGGCAACAUUUACUUCAAGCAGCAGAAGUACCUGCAGGCUGUCAAGCAAUACCGCAUGGCCCUCGACCAGAUCCCGAGCGUGCAGCAGGAGAUGAGGAGCGCUGUGCUGAAGAACAUUGGGCAGGCGUUUAUCCGCAUGGGCCAGUAUGGUGACGCCAUGAAGACCUUUGAGCACGUGCUUGAGGAGACGCCACCUGGUGACGACUUUGACUCGGCCCUCAACUGCCUGCUGUGCUACUUUGGACUCGGCGACCGGGAGAAGAUGAAGCGUGGGUUUGCGCGAUUGCUGUCACUGCAACUGCCGACGCACGAUGAGGACGAGCGGUACAUGAACAUCCACGAGGACGAGCAGGUGCAGAUUUACCUCGACGCGGUCCAAGACGACACGCUGCGGAAACACGAGCUCGCCACGAAGAAGAAGGCGGAGGAGUUUGUGCUCAAGGCCGCAAAGCUCAUUGCGCCAGUGAUUGAAAGCUCGUUUGCAGAGGGGUAUGACUGGUGCAUUGAGCGGGUGAAGGGGUCUGCGUUCAGCAGUCUCGCGUCUGAGCUGGAGAUCACCAAGGCCAUCACGUACUUGAAGCUGAAGGAUGUCAAGGCGGCAGCGAAGGUGCUCAAGUCGUUUGAGAAGAAGGAAUCAAACAUGCUCUCCACAGCCGCCACCAACCUCUCCUUCCUCUACAUCCUGGAGAACGACGUGAAGCAAGCCGAGCGGUAUGCGGACCUCGCCAUGGAUGCAGACAAGUACAACCACUGCGCGCUUGUGAACAAGGGCAACUGCGCGUUUAUGCGGAAGCGGCUGGAGGAAGCGCAGGAACUGUAUCAGGAGGCGCUCGCCAUCGACUCGUCGUGUUCAGAGGCCCUCUUCAACCUCGGCCUGGUGCACCGCGACCUGGGCAACCUGGAGGACGCGCUGGAGUACUUCCACCGCGUGAACUUGCUCGUGCCAGACACGCCCGAGGUGGUCGCCGCAAUCGCCGCCCUCAACGAACAGCUCGACGACACGGACCAGGCGUGCGAGUGGUACAACACCCUCAUUUCCCUCGUGCCGUCAGAUCCCAAUGCGCUGGCGCACCUCGGCGACAUGUUUGACCGGCUCGACGACAAGAGUCAGGCCUUCCAGUACCACUUUGAGGGGUUUCGCUAUUUUCCGGCCGAAAUCAACACCAUCUCGUGGUUUGGGUCGUAUUACAUCGACUCGCAAUACAUCCAAAAGGCCAUCCAGUUCUUCCAACGCGCCGUCGAAAUCCAGCCCGGGGAGGUGAAGUGGCGGCUGAUGAUUGCCAGCUGCCACCGCAAGACAGGCAACUACCAGCGUGCACUCGAGACGUACAAGCGCAUCCACACGCUCUUCCCGGAGAACAUCGAAUGCCUCAAGUUCCUGAUCCGGCUGUGCACGGACAUGGGGCUGCCAGAGGUGCAGGACUACGCCGUUGCGCUGAAGAAGGCCGAGCAGGCCAAGGAGCGCCGCGAGCGUGCUGCGAGUGGUCGUGGGAGUGCGCGGCGCUCUGGGCGGCGCGGGAGUCGACAGGCGAGCGGGAAGCGGCAGCGGUCCGGCCACCGUGCACGCGAAGAGCGACGAAGUGGGCGCGAUAGUGCUCGCAGUGUCAUGUCCAGUGAUGACGACAGAGAUGGCAGAGGCACCGCUGAUUUUGGCGGGUCGACGCGCGGACCAACAGACUUCUCUGCAUCACUCAACCGCACGAACACGCUCGAUGCGAGCUACAAGGACCCCGUCGGUGCACUGCCGGUUCGGCCCAAGACCGCAGCAAGGAAGGCGGAUGAUGGCGAGGACUCGUUUGAACUCGAUGAAGACAUGCUGCCAGAGUAG
Salpingoeca rosetta is the source of this 2553-nucleotide messenger RNA. RefSeq lists its product as uncharacterized. The record is from RefSeq and is a predicted model, not a curated record. Gene Ontology annotation, biological process: intraciliary transport; non-motile cilium assembly. Gene Ontology annotation, molecular function: kinesin binding. NCBI's taxonomy places the organism in Eukaryota, Choanoflagellata, Craspedida, Salpingoecidae. Gene Ontology annotation, cellular component: ciliary base; ciliary basal body; centriole. The transcript has 18 exons. Bases 1 to 2553 code for a protein of 850 amino acids.